AUGCCACGCUCAGCCGCUGCGGCUCGAAGAGGKCACAACAACAGCAACAAUAAUACCAGCAGUGUCAAUGGCAACGGUCGGAAUGAAAAUGGGCACCCCGUCAAUGGAAAGCGUUUAAACAAGCAAAAGUCAUCGAGCCAUCUGAACGGCAAUGCUAGCGGCAGCAGCACUGCGCACUCCGCCCACCAUCUCGAGCUUCGUUCGUCUAGCGAUUCGUCGGUCGUGACAACCUCAAGGGCAGACGCUGCAGCGACCGAUGGACUCAAGGCAGACGGUGCCGACAACGUUUAUACCAACGGUACUGACCACAAAACGAAUGGCGAUAUGGCGUACGGACACUCCAACGGUACUGCCUCGGCGGAUUGCGGAUCGGCUUCUUCUAAACCGGCAUCAGCAUCCAAACGCAACAAUUCAUCGAGUGUAAAUCCUUUUCUCUUGGCGUCGACAAUCCUCCGGUCAUGCCCUCUGUACGAUACUAUCGCCAUCCUGAUUUUCCUUCUACAGCUUCCUCCGAUUGUCCUCACUUUGGUUCAGUUUCUGUUUGCCUCCUUGACAUUUAUGCCCCCGGGCGGUGGACAUGGCUCGUUUACCUCGAAUUUCGAUWUUUUCCARGGMCCCGCCGGUACGCCUUCGUUUGGAACCAUGAUUGCCAUGGAUGGAUUUUGUCUUUUACUUUGGGGUCUGUUUAUGUGGACUUGGGCACAGAACUUUGCCUUGGAUUUGGCUCAUGUACAGGUUGCCAUUACCCUCGGAGGCGGCGGUUCAGGUAAAAAUGGCGGUGUCAAUGCGUUCUGUGUCGGUAUAGUAUUACUUUUGCAUAUCGUCAGAAGUAAAGGCAUACAGGACUUUGUCAUCGGCCAUUUAUCCUCCGCCCAACUUAUAAACCCGGAUAUUUUAUCGCGCUGGUCACAUUUGAUUCCCCAAGAAUUUCGAAGAACGGAGCCACAAACAUCUCCAAGUUGGCUGAGAAGUCUUCUUGCUAUUCAUAUUUUAGCACAGGCAGGUACUGCCAUGGCCAGACGGUCGAUGGCUCGAAAUCGAACGCCUCAGCCGUCUCGUUCCGGAAAACGUAUCGACGCCGAGGCCUCCGCUGGUUCUCAGGCUCAGAUUGAUUCUGCAUUUGAGUCUACGGCAAGCAUGACGUCUUACGGCGUUGAUGGCUCGAUAUCCGGUCCGUCUGCGUUAAAAGAAAGCAGAGAACGACUUCAAAGCGCCAAAAAACGAAGAAGACAGGCAAAUCAGGUUCGAAGUAGACAGCCGUUUUGGGCUGCACUUGCAAGCACCAAAGUUACCGUUAUGAGAGAAUAUGAGCAUUCCAGAGCUGUUUCGAAAACUACCCGCGGCCUUCCGAUGACCGAGGAUGACCUACAGGGUAUCACACUUGACGACGGUUUGGUUUGGAUUACAAGCGUGGACAGUUCGACUAUCAAAUUUGCUGCUGGCGACUUGGCCACAGCGGAAGACAAUUCGAGUUCGACUAGAUGCGACGAUGCACAGCUGGAAAGUAACGAAGUGGAACCAUUCUACGUCUGUGUCAACGGAGCGUUAUGGGCUACGACCAAUAUGUGCAAAGUCACCGAUGGACCCAAGGGCACCAGCGCUGUUCAGUGGAGGGGUGAGAUUUCUGGACUGGCUCCAAAUUGUGCUUACACAUGCUCCUUUGUUCGCAACGACACAGAGGAAGAAAUCUGUUCUCUGAGCGUCAAGACACCCGCAGCACCGGACACAGAUCAGAGUACAAUUUCCAUGAUGCCAACUCCGCCUCGCCCUUUCCAUCGGCCUUCCUCACCGACCACAACGCUGAGGAAUUCGAUUGCUAACGCGGAAGCAAAGCUGAACGAAAAGCGCUCUCGUUUGAAAAAGGCCAAAGGUGACCACAAGAUUGCCAUAUCUCGCAUCAAAAAGGAAGUAGACAAUUACACCCAUCGACUAAGCAGUGGAAGUGACGAAAACAAACAAAAACAACGAUCAUUACAACUAGAACGAAAUAUUCGCCAGACCGAGGAAGCCACGGCCGCUCUUGAAUCGCAACUCGGCAGCUUGGACAAGAUACCCGAGGAGGAGCUUGAAGAGUGGCAGAAGCAAAAGGCCGAGUUCGAUCAGGAAAUGGAACGACUAAAAUCCGCCAAAGAGGAACUAUUGAACGCCCGUACAUCCGUCUCCCGCGACCUCGCUAAUCUUGAGUCAGAUCUCGCCUCUUCUGUUCAAAAGCGUGACCGACUGCAAAGUCGUAAGACCCGGCUUAAUGAACAGUAUGAGAGAAUCAUCUCUGCCAAUGCUCAAGGUCUGAACGAACGAGAACGACGAGCUGCGGAGCAGUUUGCUCGGGAGCAAGAACAAGCCAAGAUCGAAGCCAAUUUUAAUGAGCAGCUAGCAAGCAUCACCCGGGCCGUUCAAGACUAUCAACUGCGCACAAAUCAGUUGUGGCAACAAGCGUCCGGCAUCGAGCAAGCCAUACAGCAACAACAGCAACAGAUGCUUUUUGAGACUGGGCCUCUGACUCCUGAGGGGAUACUCCCUGGAACUCGUCAUUUGCCAGAGGAAGGAGAAGAGGACGAAGAGGACGAGCUCGACAAUGGCCCUGCUUAUAACAACUUGACCAUCACGCCUGCCAACAGUCGGUCAAUCUUGGGCGCGAGCUUCUCUGCGCUUAGAUCUAGCCCGCAGACGUCUUCCUCGUUUCUUGCUGGCUCGACCUCUCAAACUGCCAGUCCGUUGCAAGCUACCCUUCAACAGCCGACCGGAUACCAAGCCUCCCCCCGUGUGAACGUGAACAACUAUUUUGGAGGACGCGAUUUUGCUUAUCGAGAUCGGUCGUCUUCCAACCGCUCAGCACGUAGCAGCUUGUACGCUGAUCUUGAUAUCGACAUCAACCGCUACCUACUUGAUCCGGUUGAUCGCCUCAGUUCUGGAUCCGAUGGUAAAGGCCAAACCAGCCCGACUUAUGGUCCUGUCGGCAGUCCGUUCACCCGAGCCGGAAGUCGUGGUAGUGGAGGCAGCAGUGGUAACAGCGGAAGUGGCAGUGGGAGCGGUUCUCCUCGGUCUACGCGGGCAGAAGGAUUGUAA
This is a messenger RNA of Talaromyces amestolkiae, 3066 nucleotides long. RefSeq lists its product as uncharacterized. NCBI's taxonomy places the organism in Eukaryota, Fungi, Ascomycota, Eurotiomycetes, Eurotiales, Trichocomaceae. The transcript has a single exon. Bases 1 to 3066 code for a protein of 1021 amino acids. The record is from RefSeq and is a predicted model, not a curated record.